AUGAACGAUAAUAACACAAACAACACAAACCUAUAUUUUUUGGAGCCAGUAACUUCAAAAACAUUAGAAAGAAGGGAUGACACUCCGAAGAAAAGAACACCUAACAUGUUCAUUUCAUAUCGUACAGAAAUGUUGAAAUUUAAACCAAAUAAUAUAACGAUGACCGAAUUCAGCAAACAAAUAUCAACGAAAUGGAAAAACUUAUCGGUAGAGGAAAAGGCUGAAUUACAAAAGAAAUAUCAAAUAAGCAGAGAAAAUUUGCGCUACAUGUCCAUUGACGUUGUUAUAACCAACACAUAUGAUUCUGUAUUCAUGGAAUACUACUUGAUCUCAGCGGGACCUCAAAUGGCUGAUAUAGUCGACGCAUGA
Messenger RNA from Funneliformis geosporum, 369 nucleotides. Lineage: Eukaryota; Fungi; Glomeromycota; Glomeromycetes; Glomerales; Glomeraceae. The record is from the annotation of a GenBank genome assembly.